AUGCACGUGCGAGAGAACCCAGGACAAAAAACAUCAACGGAGCGGCCCGCAUGCGAGCGCGGAGAAAAACAGAACUGGGAACAGGAGGAACAAGAACGCAAGCGGAGGAGAGAAAGGCGCGAAAACAGGAGAGACACCACCCGCGGAAAUAGCGGGAAAGACAAGAACAGAGAGUGUGGAGAAACGAAGAGAGAAUUCGGAAUAGGAAACAGCAAAGAAAGAGAAGAAAGAGGAGACAAAGUGGCGAACGAGAGACAAUACUUUCAACUCGACCGAGAGACUGUCGACAUUCUUCGCGAAGAGUGUGUGUGGGCAGUUCGUCUCUGA
Molecule: messenger RNA, 327 nt
Organism: Toxoplasma gondii ME49
Lineage: Eukaryota; Apicomplexa; Conoidasida; Eucoccidiorida; Sarcocystidae
Exons: 1
Coding region: 1-327 (108 amino acids)
Source: RefSeq, a predicted model, not a curated record